Molecule: messenger RNA, 1892 nt
Organism: Ctenopharyngodon idella (grass carp)
Lineage: Eukaryota; Metazoa; Chordata; Actinopteri; Cypriniformes; Xenocyprididae
Product: GRAM domain-containing protein 2B-like
Exons: 13
Coding region: 425-1405 (326 amino acids)
Source: RefSeq, a predicted model, not a curated record
UCAUACCUAUUUCUUAUUUAUGUGCCACAUUAUCAAGCAGUGAAGCCUAUUUUGAUUAUCUAAUAGAUUUUAGGAUUGUGUAAAUAAUUGUAAAUAUUAAUAAUCAGAUCAUUUAUUUGAAGAUGCAGUUAAGUGUUUUAAACAUGGUUGUUUCAAGUGCAUUGUUUUCUUCAUCUGCUGUCCACGUUCUCAUUGUCUUUGUGCUGUUUGCAUGAGUGAACGUAGGCGUGUUAAUCGAGUUUCCAUAGAGGCUCAUUAGAGUGGAUCAGAGCAGAAACCAGUUCAGCAAGUGUCAGUGACUUCGGUCUAAUCCUUUUCAAUUCACGUAUGACCUUAGAGAAGCUCGAGCGACUGUGGUUUAGUGUCAUUUUAGUAGAGCUGAUGGAGGUGAGAUGUUGUCAGUGAGUUUCUCUGGAGACAGUAUAUGAGAUAUCAGCUGGAGAUCGGUGGAAUCACAGCCAAGCCCAAGUGCAGCAUGUUGAGAAGGUCUUCAGAAAGCAGAAGCUUUCAGAAUCCAGACGAGACGCAUCCGGAGUCCCUGGAGCACAACGGCAGCGUCGUACGCAGAUCCAUGAUAAUCGAGGAGGAGGGUUUGAAUCGGCCUGACGGAUCCAGCGUUCAUAAUAGUUUCAAGAACCACAAUAAAACCUUCCACAAACUCUUCCCUGAUGUUCCAGAGACGGAGGAUUUGGAACACGUGUUCACCUGUGCUCUGCAUAAGGAGGUGAUUUACCAUGGUAAGAUGUAUGUGUCCCAUCACCACAUCUGCUUCCACUCGUCUGUGUUGCUGAAGGAAACCAAGGUGAUGAUCCACGUGUCCAGCGUUCAAAUGAUAAAGAAGAAACACACAGCUAAGAUCGUUCCCAAUGCGGUCGCUGUCAUCACCAACGACGGACACAAGUACCUGUUCGUGUCUUUGCGGAAUCGAGAAUCGUGUUUCAAGCUGCUCCUGUCACUCUGUCCGCAACUGCAGACUGAGACCAUCAGCAGGAAAUCCUCCACAGAAAACACUCCUGAUAUGGAAUUUGACAGAAUCUCCAGCCAUUCGAGUAUAGAGGAGAAUCACGAGAAAUACUUGAUUCCUUUGAACGAAGAGUCUCUCAGAGACUCUCUAACGCUCCACGCAGCAGUUCGAAAUACCUCGACGCCACACGACAACACCGGCAGAAAGAGCAACACGCCAGAGCAACACAACACAGUGGCCUCCUGGGUAACAGAGAAGGUCAGAGCGUCCAACGACAGGCAGAGCCUCAACAAACUCCUGUUCUUCUAUCUGAUCCUUGCGGUUCUUCUCCUGUUGUCGUCGGGUUACAUCGGUUUGCGGAUCGUGGCGCUGGAGGAGCAGCUGAGCAUUCUGGGAUCGCUGCCGGAGUUCGCACGGAAGAAAGAGUACCAGGAAACAUAAGCGCAGCGGGAGAUUGAUGAAUGAGAGGAGAAUCUGUGAGUUUCAUCCUUCAGAAUGAGGAAAGAUUCACGGAUGGACACACGGAGUCUGAAUCCGUCAAAGACACUCGAGCAGCAGCUUAUCCUGACCUCACCAACCCUUCACAUUAUCAUUCAUACUGUCAUUUACACUCAUGAUACUGUCAAAUAAAGAUCAGAUGGUUUCAGUGUGUGUAAGUGAUUCACAGAAGAACAUUCAGUCUUUUCUGUCUUGAGAUCAGUGCUUCUGGUCUCGGACGCAUUCAGUGAAUUCAAACCGGUCAAUAUUCAGAUUAUUAACGCAGGCUGUUUUUGAUCUGUCUUCUUGCUUUUCUUGAUUACAUUAUAUGUUUGUAGUGUUUUUAUUUAACAUUAAUAUUGUUAUUAUUGUUGAUUUUAUUGAUUCUAACACGAAAUAAUUGUGGAUAUUUAUUUUGAGACAUGUAAAAGCAAUAAAGUAUAUUUCUGAG